Messenger RNA from Sinocyclocheilus anshuiensis, 876 nucleotides. Its product is annotated as NXPE family member 3-like. The transcript is spliced from 4 exons. The record is from RefSeq and is a predicted model, not a curated record. NCBI's taxonomy places the organism in Eukaryota, Metazoa, Chordata, Actinopteri, Cypriniformes, Cyprinidae. Bases 1 to 876 code for a protein of 291 amino acids.
AUGGGCUCUUCCUCACUCUCUGAGCCUGCUUCUGCCUCAUCUUCAGUGGAAGUUGUAUGGACUUAUAUUGGUAAUGAAAGGAAGAAACAACCUCCACCAAGCUUUUUGUCUCAGCACAUUCCAGGACUCUCUAACUCUCCAAACUCCACUUCUUCAGGAUUCAGUUCAGAAGAGUCAGUUGUAAGGUCAUUUUACUCUGAAUUUGGAAUCAGUUUAGAUGGCUACUCCAGGUUACAGCAGGCUGUUUACUGGGAUGGGCCUGACAGAUCAAUCACAAAUGUGUCCACGAGUACUAGUCCAGCCCACACCACAUUCAACAUUGAGAACCUGAAAGAGAGCUACCAAACUGGUGAGGAGCUUUUUGUUACGGUGCACGCAAAGGACUUUGACAGUAAAUCCAAGAGUUAUGGAGGCGACUUUUUUCAAGCCAAGCUGUUCUGGUCUAAAACUAAGGCCAGUGUGUUUGGGGAGGUGGUGGACCUGCUCAAUGGCUCCUACUCUGUGCGUUUCCUCCUGCCGUGGGUCGGCGAGGCCCAGGUGGCUGUGCGUCUAAUUCACUCCAGUGAAGCUGUGCAGGUCCUGAAGCAUCACAGAGAUACUGACUCUGACAGGGUGUACUUUUAUGGAUUUUACGAGGGACCAGGACCAAAUAAGACCAGGCUGAGUGAAGCAGUGAUGUGUAAUGUUAAGUGGGACAAGAAUGGACUAGAGCAUAUGGGAACUGGAGACUGUUGCUGUGAAUACAAAGAUCCCCGUACCGAAGAAAUAUGGCGCUGCCAGAGACCCAAAUCCCUGCCAUGCAGUGCCCGUGUGUACCACUCUAUGGGCGGUUAUAGAAACCGAUUUAGAAAUUAUAGCUAUGCACAUAAUCUAUGA